GUUCUGGAUCAAAAAGCUCUACUUAUUAAAGUUAUUCUGAAUAUCUCGUGUUAAGGUGAAUAGUGCGCAUCAGUCUGGCACGAUGUUCUUGAUAAUAGACAGUAGAAUGGGUUGUUAUCCAUCCGAAUGCAUUGAGAGAUUUGCAGGGCUAGCUCUGCGUUGUUGCCAAGACAAGACUGAUAAUCGUCCGUCGAUGUCGGAUGUGGUGAGGGAACUAGAAUUCAUACUGAAAAUGAUGCCAGAGACUGAAUCAGUUUCAUCAGAUUCCACUUCAUCGUCUUCUAAUUCAGGCAAGUUGUUACAGUCAUCUUCAGCUUCUUCUGUUUCGUCAUCUAAUGUUUUGGGUAGUGAUCUUAGCAGUGGCGUUGUUCCAUCUAUCACACCUCGCUGACUGGCGACAGGCGGGCAAGACAGACAUACACAUACAUAUAUAGAUACCGUGAUCAUCAUAUAGCAGUAUUCAUAUUCUUGCCUACUGUUUGAUUUUGGUACGAGCGAGCGUGUGAGAUUAGAGGGCAUGAAUGAAAAUUGUUGUGUAAUUAUCGAGUGUAAAGUAUCAAAACCAUGUU
This is a messenger RNA of Hibiscus syriacus, 569 nucleotides long. Its product is annotated as probable LRR receptor-like serine/threonine-protein kinase At1g06840. The transcript has a single exon. The coding region runs from base 83 to 391 and encodes 102 amino acids. NCBI's taxonomy places the organism in Eukaryota, Viridiplantae, Streptophyta, Magnoliopsida, Malvales, Malvaceae. The record is from RefSeq and is a predicted model, not a curated record.